UAUAUCCGGCAUAGCUACCAUAGGAGAAAUCACACGUGCGGGUCUUUUCCUACCGAAGGUCUUCAUCUUGACUUCUUCUCAUUCUCAUUCUCUUGAGAGUAGGUACUCAUCAUUCUCUUGCCACUCUCUUCAAGAGUUGUUUGUUGCUCACCUCAGUCGUUCAUUUUGUUCGUUUUGUUCAAGAGUUCUCGCGUUUCUGGGUCGAUUCCCUUAUACAGAUCCACAUUCAUUCAUUCUGAGGCUCCCGAACCCCAGUCAUGCAUUCUUUAAAAUACCUAUUGUUAGGUCUUCAUGUUUUGUCGUCACAAGCAAAUUCGGUCAUCCCAAUCGAGAAUUUUGGGGCUCCAGGAAUUGACGCGACUUAUGACUACGUCGUUGUCGGUGGGGGAACUUCGGGGCUCACAAUAGCCGCGAGACUUGCAGAGACGUCUGGUGCUACCGUAGCUGUGCUUGAAGCAGGUGGACUCUACGAAGUUGAAGCCCCUCUGCUCUCAGUCAUCCCCGGACUCGCAGCAGCUGUUAAUACGGGCACGAGCCCAGAUGAUGAUUCUCUGCUCAUUGAUUGGAACUUCGAUACUGUCCCACAAACGGGUGCUAAUAAUCGUGUUCUGAGGUAUGCCAGAGGGAAAUGUCUAGGUGGUUCGUCGGGAAGGAACUUCAUGGUUUACCAUAGAGGCACCAAAGGAACAUUCGACAAAUGGGCGGAGCUGAUUGGCGACACUGCUUGGUCAUGGGCGAGCGUCUUGCCAUUCUUCAAGAAGAGCACAACUCUCACCCCCCCUGACAUGUCCAAGCGUCAAUCCAACGCCAGCAUCUUCUAUGAUCCCGUGGGAUUCGACAACUCCCUCAACGGUCCCCUUCAGGUAACCUGGCCGAACCAUGGUUCUCCCCUUUCAACAUACGUCGAGGUUGGACUUGCGUCCAUCGGACUUCUUCCGGACACGGACCUCAACACUGGUACCCUGAACGGCUCAUCAUGGGCUUCCGUCACAGUUAACCCUAAGGAUCAGUCUCGCGAGUCAUCAGAGACAAGUUUCCUGGACCAGGCUCUCGGCAACUCGAAGCUCAAAGUCUAUCAACACGCAUUCGCCAAGCAGAUCCUCUUCAGUGGAACGACUGCUACCGGGGUGAAAGUUGACACCUUUGGAGUCGGUUACACCAUCAAGGCGAAGAAGGAGGUCAUCGUCAGUGCGGGAGCCUUUCAGUCUCCACAGCUGCUGAUGGUCUCCGGCAUCGGACCGCAAGCCACCCUCCAAAGCAAAGGUAUCUCCGUCCUCAAGGACCUUCCAGGUGUUGGCCAAAACUUGAUGGACCAUUUCCUCUUCGGCAUCACCUACCGCGUGAACGUUGUCACCGCCACCCGACUUUUGCUCGACCUCGUUUCCGCCGCCGAUGCGCUCACCCAAUACCUCGCCCAAAAAGGCCCGCUCACUGCCCCGGGAUUCGGCGUCAUCGGCUACGAAAAGCUUCCCGCCAGCGCAAACCUGUCGAACUCAUCCAGGGCGGCCCUCGAUGCCGCGUUUCCAUCUGAUUGGCCCGAUGUCGAGUAUAUCGGUAUCGACGGCAUCAUGAACGGCUGGAAAAACGCGGACGAUCAGAAGGUGGACGACGGAUACAACUACGGAGGCAUCUCCGCGGCGCUCGUCGCCCCGCUCUCCCGUGGCUCCAUUACCAUUAACAGCUCAAAGAUGGAGGACCCGCCGCUCAUUGACCUGGGCUACCUCACCCAUCCCGCCGACGCCGAAGUCGCCGUCGCCGCGUUCAAGCGCACCCGACAAGCGUGGGCCGGCACCGACAUCACGCUCGGCGACGAAUAUCUCCCUGGCCCUGCCAUGGACACGGAUGCAAGUAUCCUCGAAUAUAUCCGCGAGACCUUGGUUCCGGUGUGGCAUCCGUCAGGGACGUGCAAGAUGGGUGCGUCCAGCGACCCGGAGGCGGUAGUAGACAGCAACGGACGCGUGCAUGGAGUAAAGAACUUGCGAGUUGUAGAUGCGUCGAUUUUCCCGGUGUUGCCGCCUGGACAUCCGCAGAGCGCGUGCUACAUGGUUGCGGAGAAGAUCGCGCAGGAUAUCAAGGACGGGAACUAAGACGGGGAUUCGGGUGGGAUCCUGGUUCAAUUCUGUCACGGGUUAUUUGAGCAUGGGAGUCGUACGAAAUGUGUAUAGGAUUGUUGGAAGCAUAAUAUCCUAAUGAUAUCUUAAUUGGUUUCGUAGCUAGAUCUCCUCC
Molecule: messenger RNA, 2226 nt
Organism: Eremomyces bilateralis CBS 781.70
Lineage: Eukaryota; Fungi; Ascomycota; Dothideomycetes; Eremomycetales; Eremomycetaceae
Product: alcohol oxidase
Exons: 3
Coding region: 258-2087 (609 amino acids)
Biological process (GO): secondary metabolite biosynthetic process
Molecular function (GO): flavin adenine dinucleotide binding; oxidoreductase activity, acting on CH-OH group of donors
Source: RefSeq, a predicted model, not a curated record